This is a messenger RNA of Auanema sp. JU1783, 1353 nucleotides long. NCBI's taxonomy places the organism in Eukaryota, Metazoa, Nematoda, Chromadorea, Rhabditida, Rhabditidae. The record is from the annotation of a GenBank genome assembly.
AUGAUUCCGAGGCGGAUUAUCCUGCCUAUUUUAUUUUUUUUAUGUCUUCCAACAACGGUAUUUUGCUUAAAAAAAGCCUUCAUAUCAAUAUUAUCAUCUGAUGAUUUUUUAACUCCAGCCAAAGUUGUUGCAUUUCGUCUUAGAACAAUUAAUCCUGAAAUCCCAUUUGUCAUACUAGCUACUGAAGAUGUAUCUAAUGAUACUAUUGAUGUAUUACAAUCACGUGAUGUUAAUGUUCUUCAAAUUCACAAAAUAGAUACUCCAUUUCUUGAUACUCAUGUUGGAGCAAAAUUUCAGUAUACUAAAAUACGCUUAUGGUCUUUAACCGAAUUUGAUGUUCUUUUUCAUAUUGAUUUGGAUACUCUACCUAUAUCUGAUCUCGCACCUGUUUUUCAAUGUGGCGCAUUCUGUGCUACAUUUAGGCAUUCCGACAAAUUCAAUGCUGGAAUAUUUGUUUUGAAGCCAAACAUAUCCGUUUACUUGGACUUAUUGGAAAAAGUUUCACGGUUAGAUUCAUAUGAUGGUGGAGAUCAAGGUUUCUUCAAUGCAUACUUUGAUGAACUCAAGUAUGCACCCAUGUUUAAUGAUAAGACACCAAGUGAUCAGAAAUAUACAUCAGAUAUUAUGAGGAUAUCUGCUGCUUACAACUAUGAUAUCGGGAUGUAUUACUUGAAUGGAGGACAUACACUUGUUGAACCCAAAAUCAUUCAUUACACCCUGGGGCCAACAAAACCUUGGGCUUGGUGGACAUAUCCUGUAUUCGAACUAAAUCAACUUUGGAAUACUGCAAGAAUUGAGAUGGAAAAAACGUAUGAAGAAAGAAAUUAUAACAAGUAUCUAUUACUACUUGGUAUUGUGGUGGCAGCCACCAUGUUCGCGUUGCGAGAAUUCACCAUUUUCGUAUCAGGAUUAGUUAUCCGCAAAGAGAAGAUAACAUCAAUAGAAUGUCAAUUUUUGCCUUACGUUCUCACAUUUUUAUCAGUAUUAUCAGCAUUCGUAAUAACCCCUGCGUUUGCUCAUCCAGUGCCAUCGUGGUUCUUUUUCUCGUUUUGCACGGUGACUCUCAGUUUUUUGUUGUCCGAUGUUUAUAAAACAAUACGACUAGGACGAACGACAGGCCUUAUGCAAAUAUUAUCAUGUAUGGCGUUUAGUUUAUCUUUAAUUGGAAGUACAUGGAUUUUGCUUGCUUGGGUGCCGACGUUUGGCGUACGAGCAUGCAUGACAAUCCCUUUAGUUAUAGCGAAUUUCAUGUUUUUAUCUUAUCUUAUUCGGUGUGUUAUAUUGAGUAACAUAUUGAUGAAUCACUGCUCAAAAUAUCAAAUGAUCCUCGUUACAAAAGAUUGUGUUCAGUAA